AGAGGCCGCUUUCCAUCCGGGUCUCUGUCCGUGCGGUGCAGCAGGUCGGUAGGCGGGAAAUGGCGACUGGCUGAAGGAGCUGGUUCUGUUGCUGCUGCGGGCUAAGCGGGAAAGACACCACACAUUGCGCAGUCGGGACCAUCGCCGGAGCCUGAGGACACUUUCCUGUCGUCACAGUUAGUUUUAUAUGUGGCACCCAUAAAAGAUGAGGCUGAGAACACGGAAAGCUUCUCAGCAAUCAAAUCAAAUCCAAACACAACGCACUGCUAGAGCAAAGAGGAAAUAUUCAGAGGUUGAUGAUAGCCUGCCUUCAGGGGGAGAAAAACCACCGAAAAAUGAAACUGGCUUGUUGUCUUCAAUUAAAAAAUUCAUUAAAGGAAGCACACCCAAGGAAGAGAGAGAAAAUCCUUCAAAACGGAGUAGGAUUGAACGUGAUAUAGAUAAUAAUUUGAUCACAUCAACACCAAGAGCAGGAGAAAAGCCUAACAAACAGAUAUCUCGAGUAAGACGGAAAAGUCAAGUAAAUGGAGAAGCUGGUAGUUAUGAAGUGACAAAUCAACAUGUAAAACAAAAUGGAAAAUUAGAAGAUAAUCCUUCCUCUGGCAGUCCUCCAAGGACUACAUUGUUGGGGACCAUAUUUUCUCCUGUCUUCAACUUUUUUUCACCAGCAAAUAAAAAUGGAACAUCAGGAUCUGAUUCCCCAGGACAGGCUGUGGAAGCUGAAGAGAUAGUAAAACAACUUGAUAUGGAACAGGUGGAUGAGAUCACUACCAGUACUACGACAUCAACUAAUGGAGCAGCUUACUCAAAUCAAGCAGUUCAAGUGAGACCAUCGAUAAAUAAUGGUUUAGAAGAAGCAGAAGAAACAGUUAAUCGUGAUAUCCCACCCCUUACAGCACCAGUAACUCCAGAUAGUGGUUAUUCGUCAGCUCAUGCAGAGGCCACCUAUGAAGAAGACUGGGAAGUAUUUGACCCGUAUUAUUUCAUCAAACAUGUUCCACCACUGACAGAAGAACAACUAAAUAGGAAACCUGCUCUUCCAUUGAAAACAAGAAGCACACCAGAAUUCUCCCUAGUUUUAGACCUGGAUGAAACACUAGUACACUGUAGUCUAAAUGAGCUAGAAGAUGCAGCACUUACUUUUCCAGUCCUUUUCCAAGAUGUCAUUUAUCAGGUUUACGUGAGAUUAAGACCAUUCUUCAGGGAAUUCCUGGAGCGAAUGUCUCAGAUGUAUGAGAUCAUUCUUUUUACUGCUUCUAAGAAGGUGUAUGCAGACAAGUUACUGAACAUACUAGACCCUAAAAAGCAACUGGUCAGGCAUCGGCUUUUCCGUGAACAUUGUGUUUGUGUACAAGGAAAUUAUAUAAAGGACUUAAAUAUCCUUGGAAGAGAUCUUUCAAAGACUAUAAUAAUUGACAACUCACCACAAGCCUUUGCAUAUCAGCUAUCUAAUGGAAUCCCUAUAGAAAGCUGGUUUAUGGAUAAAAAUGACAAUGAACUCCUAAAAUUGAUUCCAUUUCUGGAGAAGCUUGUAGAACUGAAUGAAGAUGUUCGACCUCACAUCAGAGACAGAUUUCGCUUGCAUGAUUUGCUGCCCCCAGAUUAAGUACAAAGACUUGUCAAAUCACUGAAGGGGGAGAGAAUGCAGGACCCUUUUGGACUAAGACAAAAACAUUGCCAUUACUGUUGAAAUUUUGCAUUUUUGUACCCCGUCUUGCUUUUCUUAUCUUUGGUGCCCAAUAAUAAUCAAGGGUUACAGAAAGAGACUUUAUCUCAGAUUGAAUACAUACAGUAGGUAGGCUAAAACAGAAGAGUCUUUAGAACUAGUGCAACUCCGGUGAAAUUUUUUUAUGUACAGGACAUCUGCAGUUUAUAAAGAAUUCUGUUUCUGCCACCAGCAGUUUGACCUGUAGUCACACAGGAUUUUAUGAUAAUAACAGAGAUGAAAAUGGACUUUUAUUUUCUCUCUGUUUGGUGCUCUAAGUGGGUUUGUAGCCACUUUUCUGUUACUUUAAGAUUCUCAUUUCAACAGGAAUGGCCAGUAAAAGUUGUUUUAUUUUUCCUGUUAAGGUUUAUAACCUUUUUACAUUUUUGACCUGUAUUAGAUUAGAUUUUCAUUAUGCAUUCCUUUUAGUUGAGGCGCUUCCUAGUUUUCUGGAAAUAGUCAGUUUUUAGUUUUUUAUUAUACAUUUGAAUGGCCGUUUUCCUGCUUUGUCUGCCUGCAUAUUGUAUAUUUGUUUAAAAAUAUUCUCUACUUUUAGUCCAUGUAAGUUUCAUUUAGAAAGACAUGCAUUUAUAUUUUGUUUCUGUAAUAUUCUGUAGGUGAAAUCUUUUAAAAAAAAUCAAAGGACUGGGUAGAUAAGAAUAUAUGAAUGACUAAUAUUCAAAAGAUUUAAACCAUUGUGAUGGCAUGUGUUCCCCAAAUGGUAAUAUCUUGCAAUGGCACACGGAUUUAACGGAUAAAGGUAUACCUCAGACUUCACUGUGCUCACCAAUCUUUGAGGAGAAUGAGUUUGGUCACCUGUUGGGCUUGAUUUGGUUACUGCUGCCUUUGGUUUUCUCCAGGAAUGAAGUAUUCAGCACAGUGACUCAGUAUUUUUAGUUAUUUUGCAUGGGCUGGUAGUACCUCUGUUAUGCUCUUGGUUACAAUCAAUUUAAAACUCUGUGUAACAGUCUUGGUACCUUACAGUAGCUAUGCAUAAUCCUGUGGCACAGUAAACUCCCAAGCCACCAAUGCAGUUAAUAUGCUCUCAUAGUGGUUUUCUAUGCUAUAUGAAAAUAGUCUUCAAGCCUUGGUUCUCUAAUGCAGCUACCACAAGAGGUUGAUAUUUUUAUAGUGGCGUGUAAUCUCCUUUUCGGGAGGCUUUUUAUGGAAGGUAGAAUUUGUAAAAGUUAGUAUGCUUUGCCUCUCGACUGCAUUAACAUGCCACAGGCUCAGACUGUUUUUGUGUAAAGGAUGUCAAAGAACGGCACUUUUUCUAAAGAGAAGUUUGAUAUUUUGUAUGCUUGUUAAGAAAGUACAGUAUUGGAAAUUAAAGGUGGACAACUGAUAAUUGAGGAGUAUGUCACUUAAUUUUUUAUGUAUAUUACCUGUUUACUUGUACAACUUAUUGUACAAAUUACAUGCAGCUUCAUUUUCAAAUGAAUCCUUAAAAUAAGGAAAUCUUUUUAGGAAAACAUUUAAUUUUUGUAUUUUUGAUUUUAAAGGCAUGAGUUAUGUCAAUUUUCAGUGUAUUAAUGAAGAUUUUAACUUUUCAUCAGGUUGAGUGUUUUCUUACUAUAUUAUCUGUUGUGUAUGUAGUUAGCAUAUUGUGUCACUGAACUGUUUAAAAAAUCUAGCAUGUAGAGCAAGCCUGUUUUGUGGAAAAUCCUUAUUCAUUAAAAAAAAAUAAUCAUGGCAGAUUUUCUGCAAAAAAAAAAAAAAAAGCAAACGCAUUUGCAAUUCAGAAUACUGGUUUAUUUUUUUUUUUUUAAUUUGUUUUGGUUUGUUUUUGUUUUAAUUUAAAGAAAGGUAUUUUGCUUGCAGGAAAAAUACUCCAGAUUCAUUUUAAUGAGAAUCUUUGAAAUGUAUUUAUCUUUAGGGCAUCUGGGCAUCUUUAUGCUGUUUGUCUUCUGUCUUUCUUGAAAUAAAAUGUACAUACGUUACCUUUACAUACGCUCUUGCUCAAAAUUGUGAACCUAGUUACAUUUCUCCUUGCUCCCCUUUUUAUGCUCAAACAGUAAAACCCUAAACCUAUACAAGAAGAUCUAAGCUUUCAGCGUGCAUUAUAAUUGCUGAAAGCUUUUCUGAUUAAGCAAACACAGUCUCAAAGGGCUUUCCCAUGAUUUAAAGGGAAAUGUAAGCACCUGUACUGUUGUGCCUCUGGGCACUUUAAAUAAACACCAACUUUUAGUCCUCUUUUAUUAAUGGUAAACUGUUUUCAGUCCCAUGCUAGGAGAGUUCUUUAAGUCAACUGACAAAGGAAUCUAGCAUAACAAGAUUCUGUAAAGGAAUAAAGGGAAAUUUUAUAUGACCUGAGAAAAUUUUUCGAGACCAAUUUAUUUUUCUUCAUUACUUAAUUUGGGUCAUUUUAAAUUUGUUAAUAUAAAAUUUAAAAUAAUUUAUAAAGAGACAAUUAUCCAGCUUCCUUCUACUUUAACAUGUUUUAUCCUCUCAUUACCCCUAAUUUUCUUUUAUCUUUUGGUAAAUGUUAUCUUAAACACACUUCCAUUUAGUUAAGCGGAGGUGUUUAUUUUGUGAAUUGAGAUGUGCCCAGCUCCUUCAAUUCACACAGGAAACAUGAACUCUUAAAAACUGACUGUAGGAAAUGCAGGAGAGUUGCAUACCUGAUAAGACACAGCAAAAGUGACCUAUAUACACAUUAACAUAUCUGAAGUACAUAUUAUAAUUGUGAUAUUUCCAGUGAUAAAUGUCUGGCUUUUAAGACAUUCUUUUAAAUAUUUGUAUUAUUGUUAGGAUGUUUAAAUCAGUUGUGUUUUUUAAUUCUGUGUAAUAUAUGUAGCCCUAAUCAGAUUUAUAUCACCAUAUUUCUUCUUGAGUCUUAAAGAGUUGAUAACAAUUUGAAACCAUAAUUGUUUUAUAUUAGCUAGUAUGUAUAUUUAUUUACCCGAUGGCUUUAUCUUGUUUCCCAAAAUUGGGGGGGAGGGAGCUGUUGAAAGCAUUGUAACUUCUAUAAAUGGCUAUUUUCUUGUACCUGUCAGUGAAAAUGGAUGUGUACAUUGUUUUUUUUUAUAUUUCUCUGGUUUUUCUGGUUUGUUUGGUUGUUGUUGUUGUUGGCUUUUUUUGUUUGUUUGUUUUUUUAAGUGUUAAACAUAGAAUGGUUUAAAAAAGUUAUCUUUGGCCAAUGACUUUUUCAGCUAGAUAAUUACUUUUAUUCAGCCUUCUAAAGAAGUUUGUUUUCAUUGUUUUGUUCAGUCAACUUGCCUGAAAAAGAGAGACUUCAUCUCAUCAAUGAAGAAAGCAUGUCAUUAUUCCUACAAAUCUUUACAGCGAGCACAGAAUUCUUCAUAAGGAUCAGAUCUCUUCCACAUCUUGUGUCAGUCACAUAAAGCUGAAAUGUAAAGGACACUGAAGCCUUCAUUUAAUUGUACUAACACGAUGGUGUUAUAUACCACAUCAUUAGCUAGUUAAGGUUUUCUGAACUGACUUCUCUUUGUCUUCCUAGGUAUUUAUUUGUUAUCUCUUUUAAUCUUGUGUAUCUAAAUUAACUUAGUUAAUAGUUACCCACUGAAUAACUAUGCCAAGCAACUAGGAAAGAAUGUUUAUUUUAUUUCCCCUUAUAGGGGAAGAGUGGACUGGGAACAAAAAUGUAUGGGCCAAAAGGCCUUAGGUUGUCAUUCAUUCACUUUCUUAUUCCUCUCAUGAGCUAUAUUUGAGUAUAGUAUUUUUUCAGUGCUGAUAUGCUUGAUUAUGUCAUUACUUCUCAUAUCUUCCCAAGUUGAAAGCCUGCUAGGAACCUAUAUAAAACACAUUUAAAAUUUUCAGAAUAAGAACCGCAAAACUCAGUAUCUUAUAUUCAAAUGCCACUUAAAUUAUUAUGGGAAUCCAAGUCUCACUCACUAGGAUACAUUUUUAUAAAAUGUUUCUCUGUAUCUUGAAUUGAAAUUACUUGCUCAGAGGCAAGAGUUCUGGGGGUAUAAUGUGUUUUGAGAAAUUUUUAGAAAGGGGAGAAGAGAGCAGCAAGUUUAUACUUAGUUACUUUAUGGUUUUGAUAUUAGUAUUUUAAAAUACAUCAGUGUUUCCCAAACCUGACCAUUAGAAUAGUUGUGAAGAGCUUAAGAAAUACAGAUUCCAAAAGCCUAACCCCCUGCAAAACUGUCUGGAUGGAUCUAGAGUGGGGCCUGAGAGUGGUGUGUGUGUGUGUGUGUGUGUGUGUGUUUUAAAGACCUCCAGGUGAUUCUAAUAGCCAGCUUUGGGAAAUCACUGUUUUAAAUAAUGUGAUGGUGUUUGAGAGUAGGCAACUAAAAUAAAGUUUACCAGACAUCUCUGGUAGUUUUUUUUUAAACUGGGACCAGAUUUCACAGAACUUACUCAAGAUACAUGGAGGAAUAAUAAAGAAGAUUGAGGCUACUGCUCAUUAUCAUUCUUAUCUCCUACUUUUUAAGAGUUUGCAUUUCUAGCACUUGGAAUAGUUGAUCAUAUAUACAGCUGAAGGACAUCCCUGAAUGAGACCAUUAUAUAUAUUAAUUGUAAAAUAUUUCACUAUUUUUUUAUUUUAUAAAUCUUUGUAGAAAUAAGCAAUUAAAUACUACUUUCAUCUUUUGAAAUGGGAUUUUUCAAGGCAUUGUCCUUUUGGCAUUAAGGUAGGGGGGAGUUAAUAUUCUCUCUGCCUUUUUCCAUGUGAAUCAAUAUAAAAGUCAUGGAUAUUUAAAAAUCUCAGUUUAAUUUCUACAUAUUUACUAUGCAGUAUAGCCGUGAACAAGUAAUGUAGACUUAGUUUUCUCAUCUUCAAAUGCCCUGAUCACCCUACCUCACAGGGUUGUUGUGGGGAUAAAUAAAACUUUUAUGGAAGCA
Neofelis nebulosa (Clouded leopard) is the source of this 6514-nucleotide messenger RNA. RefSeq names its product CTD small phosphatase like 2 (gene CTDSPL2). Lineage: Eukaryota; Metazoa; Chordata; Mammalia; Carnivora; Felidae. Gene Ontology annotation, molecular function: phosphoprotein phosphatase activity. The transcript is spliced from 13 exons. The coding region runs from base 206 to 1606 and encodes 466 amino acids. The record is from RefSeq and is a predicted model, not a curated record.